AUGAUCAUGAUUGCCAACUCGGUGGUAGACAGUCACUCUGGUGAAGACGAGAGUCUGUACGGAGCACUGGACAGAAGAAACAUACGAACUGUGAGCUUUGGAGAGUUCACUUUCGACACAUGGUACGGCAAUUCGGUGUAUUUUGCUGCAAAUAAGCCUGAUAUGCUGGGCUUCAAGCACGUGAACGAGAAACUGCCAGCGAAGAAGACCAGUGCCAAAGAGGUAUCGGAGUUCCUCAAGACUCACGAGUAUUGGCUGGAUACGUUAUAUGUUUGUCCGACCUGUUUCAAGUAUACAGACUCUGAAAAUUCUCUUGCGGUCCACUCAAAAGUUUGUUCAUACAAGUCAAAAUUGCCAGGGAAACUCAUGUACCGAGAUAAGGCUUAUUCAAUAAGGAAAGUGAAAGGCGCAAGACACCCGGUGUAUUGCCAAUGUAUGUGUCUUUUUGCAAAGCUAUUUCUGGACAACAAAUCUGUCUUUUUUGGACUGGAAUAUUUUGACUUCUUUGUGGUCUACGGCGAUGUUAAGGGCCAGCAGGUUCCUAUGGGAUUUUUUUCCAAAGAGCUUCUAUCGUGGGAUGGAAACAAUCUUGCGUGCAUCUUGGUGUUUCCGCCUUUCCAGCGACGCAAGCUGGGCCACCUUUUAAUUGCAUUCUCUUAUGAGCUUUCUAAGAGUGAGGGAAAGGUUAGCGGACCCGAGCAUCCUCUAUCGCCUUUCGGAAAAAUUGGCUACGUGACGUUCUGGGCAAAGACCCUGGCCAGAGAAUUGCUGGUUGGUGAGCUCUCCACGGUGAAAGACACUACGUUGGAAAUUAUCUCGAAGACCACAGGAUUCCGUUCUGAUGAUAUAAUAAUGGCACUGGAUUUUAUGGGAGCUCUCUAUACGAAGGGCAAGAAGGAACAAUACCUGGAUUACUAUCCACUUCCCAGUGAAGAGGGAUUCAUCAAGGUGGUCGACGAUAACUUCAAACUGUUGAUAGUGAAGGAGAAAAUUCGCGAAUGGACUAUCUCCAAGAAGCUGACUUAUACGCCUGUCAUCAACGUAAAGAAUCUGUUGUUAUAUUAG
Kuraishia capsulata CBS 1993 is the source of this 1065-nucleotide messenger RNA. RefSeq lists its product as uncharacterized. Gene Ontology annotation, biological process: regulation of DNA-templated transcription. Bases 1 to 1065 code for a protein of 354 amino acids. Lineage: Eukaryota; Fungi; Ascomycota; Pichiomycetes; Pichiales; Pichiaceae. The record is from RefSeq and is a predicted model, not a curated record. The transcript has a single exon. Gene Ontology annotation, molecular function: histone acetyltransferase activity.